AUGCGUCUGCACAUUAACCCGGCCAAAUGGGAAGACGUCGACCGCGAUCGACCGACCUGGAGGAGGAACGUGAAGACAGGCUCUGCGAUCUACGAGGCCAACCGCAUCGCCACCGACAAAGUGAAACGCGAAGCCCUCAAAUCACAAUCUCGCCCAGUACGCAACUGCGCCUCUCGGACCACGCCAACCGUCGUCCCUCCAGCCGCCUCUUCCCCGUCGUCUCCGCUGCCAACUAACCCUGACUGCACUUCUGAACCACCAGUUCCAUUAUCUUCCUCCACUGUCCCAACGAAGGCCGCACACCAACAACAAACACAUCCCAGACACAACAAUAGACACCACCCCACAACCUCCGACUCCAGAGGUGAGAACCAAUACUACACCUGCCCUCACUGCGACCGCACCUUCACCUCACACAUCCGCCUGGUCGGUCACUUGCGAAUCCAUCGCAUAGAGGCUGACAAACCAGUGCAUGAAGCACCAACCUACACCCACCGCACUCGACUCCACUGCCCACGCUGUCCUCGCACAUCUUCGCAUCGCAUGGGCCUAGUUGACCACAAACGCAUCCACGAACACCUGUGA
Molecule: messenger RNA, 585 nt
Organism: Spirometra erinaceieuropaei
Lineage: Eukaryota; Metazoa; Platyhelminthes; Cestoda; Diphyllobothriidea; Diphyllobothriidae
Source: the annotation of a GenBank genome assembly